Molecule: messenger RNA, 2010 nt
Organism: Sebastes umbrosus (honeycomb rockfish)
Lineage: Eukaryota; Metazoa; Chordata; Actinopteri; Perciformes; Sebastidae
Gene: sirt6
Product: sirtuin 6
Exons: 8
Coding region: 155-1210 (351 amino acids)
Molecular function (GO): NAD+ binding
Source: RefSeq, a predicted model, not a curated record
UCAUGAACGCAGCACACGUCGUCGCUCCGAGAUGACGUCAGCCAAACAACACAAUUAAAGAACCGCCUGAGAGAUUGUUACUCUUUAUGUCUUUAUGUCUUUAUGAUACAGGAACAACUCUAAAAUACAUAAAGACACGAUACCGACAACAGUCAUGUCUGUGAACUAUGCUGCUGGACUCUCACCGUACGCAGACAAAGGUGUUUGUGGACUUCCAGAGGUGUUUGACGGUCCUGAGGAGGUAAAGGCGAAGGUGGAGACGCUCGCUCAGUUGAUAAAAGAGUCUCAGUUCUUGGUUGUCCACUCUGGAGCAGGAAUCAGCACCGCAUCAGGCAUCCCCGACUUCAGGGGUCCAAAGGGUGUAUGGACGUUAGAACAACAGGGUGAGUCGCCUCGCUUUGACACUACAUUUGAAGAUGCCCGACCCAGCUUGACUCACAUGGCCCUCCUGGGACUGCAGAGGGCCGGCUACCUCAAGUAUCUCGUCAGCCAGAAUGUGGACGGACUACAUGUCCGAUCAGGCUUCCCCAGGGAUGUGCUAUCAGAGCUCCAUGGAAACAUGUUUGUGGAGGAGUGUGAGAAGUGUGGCAGGCAGUAUGUCAGAGACAAAGUGAUCGGUGUGAUGGGACUGAAACCGACAGGACGUUACUGUGAUGUGGUGCGAUCCAGGGGACUCAGAGCCUGCAGAGGAAAGCUGAUAAGCACCAUACUGGACUGGGAGGAUGCUCUUCCUGACGGAGACCUGAACAAAGCAGAGGAUGCCAGCAGACGAGCAGACCUGGCGCUGACGCUCGGCACGUCCCUGCAGAUCAAACCCAGUGGAGACCUUCCACUUCUCACCAAGCGCAAAGGAGGAAAACUGGCCAUCGUCAACCUGCAGGCCACGAAACACGACAAACAUGCGCACCUGCGUAUCAGUAGUUACGUGGACGAUGUCAUGAAACAGGUGAUGGAGCUGCUGGGAUUGGACAUCCCAAAGUGGGAGGGUCCGACUGUCUGCGAGAGCUCCAAAGCCACCUCUGAGUCCACCUCUGAUGUCAAACCACCACGAGCAGUCAGAUCGAAGAAGACGUUGAAAAAGGACCCAAUUAAGGAGGAGAGGAAAAGAGACACAACGGCACUAACAGACGACGGGAGUGUUAAGGAGGAGGUGGUCUCGGUAAAGAGGGAGAGAGCGGACUCCCCAGUGGAGAUUAAUGAGGAGAAAUAGCCGUAGGUAUUUUUUUCUCACAUCAACUUCACAACACAAACCCGCAUCCAGAAAUAAACUUUACAACUGGAGGUAUUCGGUUUGAUCAGUUUCAGAGGACAGAGGAUUUUUCCUCAUCUUACACCCUCUGGAGCAAAGACUCUUCUAGUACUGUACUGGUUUUGUUAAUCCCAUAUUUUUUGCAGCCACGAUGAACAGCGAUGUGAAACUGACUCCUCGGCUAAAAGCUCAAAAAUUGACCUCCUUCAUAAAGCAAAAUUAGCUAAGUGAUUGUGUCCAGGGUAAAAGGAUGACCCAAUACAUGGCGUUAGGAAGACAACGAGAAGAGAUCUGGAGCACACAGUUAUAAAUAAAGCUUUAAUAAGGUGUGUAAGGUUGUUGCACCUUAUUAAUAAAAGCUUUAUUUAUAACCACGCGCUCCACAUCUCAUCCCUACAGAUCUGGCCUUUAAAGACACCUUGGUUCGAUCCUUCACGAGAAGAGAUAACAAGUGAGCAUCUCUGAGUCUGAUUGACUAGUAGCCUCAUACAGCUGGAGGAAAUUGUAGGUCAAACCUGUGCUUCUCUCAUUGUACAAACAAAUUAUGUUUCUCUGCCGAGAUGUUUAACUCCGCCUGACUGUCUACAUAAAUGGAGCGUCUGCUGGUUAUAAAUGGACCAUAAUCACACCGUACGUUUCUAGGAAAAUGUUUUUAUCUCAGGAAAAAAAGGGGCAUUGUACUCUGACGGAAAAAGUAUCUUUAUUGUUUUACACAUACACACUUGAGUUUUGGCAAUAAACACAAUCCGUUCCUGGUAGAA